Messenger RNA from Meloidogyne enterolobii, 879 nucleotides. NCBI's taxonomy places the organism in Eukaryota, Metazoa, Nematoda, Chromadorea, Rhabditida, Meloidogynidae. The record is from the annotation of a GenBank genome assembly.
UUAACGAGAAUAUACUCUUUAAACAUGCUUUAUUAUAAUCCAAUAUUUAUUUUACUCCUACUACAAUCAUUAAUUUUCAUCAUUUUUAUUGAAACUAUUGAUGGUCGUUGUCACUGUUCUAGAGAAAAAGUUUUUGAUAGUAAUGUGAAUGAAGGUGUAUUCAAAAGCCCUGGAUACCCCUCUAGAUACUGUGAUUUUCUUGAUUGUAAAUGGAACAUUCAACCAGCAGAAAAUACCUUUGUUUAUGCGGAAUUCAAAACAUUUACAGAGCAACAAUACGACUUUUUGGAAACUAGAUGGAAUGGGUCAGAGUUAAUCCGAGUUAAACACGCGAGCCUCAGCGGCGAAUCCUUUGAUAAUGUGCCAAUAAAGCAUCUUCGUUUAUCAUCGGCAAUUAACGAUGGACUUCUUUUCCAUUUUAUUACAGACGAUACUACUAGCAAUUUCCGUGGAUUUGAAAUAAGCUUUUCUCGAAAAUCAGGAGAUAAAAUUGAAAGGUUUUCUUCAUUUAAUUCAUUUCCUUCAACGUUAACAAGUAAAACUGGAUCUGUGAGUGUAUUAAUUAGUGUAUUUGAUUUGUAUGAUAGGAAAGCUCCUUAUCAAAUUGAAUUUGUUGCUGUUAAAAAACAUUGUGACUGUUUCCCAAAUAAUUUAACACUUUGUCGAGUUCAUCCAUUGAAUUUACUCUCACCAGGCUUUCCAGAAUAUUGUCACAAUCUUAAUUGUUCUACUCAAAUUUCUUUAGAAAGUCCUCACAUUACAAGAGAAUAUGUGGAAAGUUUACAAAUUCAAUUUAACUCUUUCCAGACUGAAGUAGAAAAGGACCUUUUACAUUUAAAAAUACCUGACGUAACGAAAGAUAGCUUCAAUAUAUCGUAG